CGCUCUCUCUCUCCGUCCUGCAGGAUUAGAUGCUGGUGAAUGUGUCCUCUCUCUUCCUCCCCUGAGAGUGCGAGGUCGUGAGCUGUGCGGAAAGCUGCCCCAGAGCCACCACACCGCUGGCCCGCGGCGGAAGAGGAGGCGUCCCUGAGAGAAGAUGAGCGUAAAGAAGGAAGACGUGGAGGCCUUCCUGGACGGGAACCCGGCCUUCGCCCAGGAGUACUUCAAUAAGAGCCUGAGCCCGGCAGCCAUGGCAAAGGUGUCGGGUCUCCCUGAGGCAAAGGUGGACUUCAGCUUGUACCGUGAGCUCAGCCAGGUGGAGGAGAGCAACUACCUGUUUGAUAUGAUCAAGGACAUGCAGGAGAACGUCAACAUGGAGCGGGUGGUGUUCAAUAUCCUGAAGAAGGUCACCUCUAUGAUCCACGCGGACCGCUGCAGUCUCUUCAUGUACCGGCAGAGGAAUGGCAUCGGGGAGCUGGCUACGCGCCUCUUCAACGUCACCAAGGACUCCAAGUUUGAGGACUGCUUGGUGCAGCCGGAUUCAGAGAUAGUGUUCCCUCUGGACAUCGGGGUGGUGGGACACGUAGCCCUGACCAAGAAGACAGUCAACAUCAAAGACGUGUCAGAGAGCAUGCACUUCAGCCCGUUUGUGGACGACCUGACAGAGUACCAGACUCGCAGCAUCAUGGCCAGCCCCAUCGUGAAUGGCAAGGACAUGGUUGCUGUGUUGAUGGCCGUGAACAAGACAACAGGGCCACAGUUUACCCCAGAGGAUGAGGAUAUUUUUUUAAAGUAUCUCAAAGUUGCCUCCUUGAACUUGAGGAUUCACUUCCUGAGCUACCUACACAGCUGUGAGACACGUAAAGGACAGCUGCUCCUAUGGUCAGCCAACAAGGUGUUUGAGGAGCUGACUGACAUUGAGCGGCAGUUCCACAAGGCCCUGUACACGGUCCGAGCCUACCUCAACUGUGACCGCUACUCUGUGGGCCUGCUGGACAUGACCAAGGAAAAGGAGUUCUUUGACAUCUGGCCAGUGUUGAUGGGAGAGCAGGCCCCCUACUCAGGUCCCGUUACCCCCGACGGCAGAGAAGUCAUAUUCUACAAAGUCAUUGAUUAUAUUCUACAUGGCAAAGAGGAUAUCAAAGUCAUACCGACUCCGACACCUGACCACUGGGCUUUGGCCAGCGGUCUUCCUACAUACGUAGCAGAGAGUGGCUUUAUUUGCAACAUUAUGAAUGCACCAUCAGAGGACAUGUUUAAAUUCCAGUCUGAGCCAUUGGAUGCCAGUGGUUGGACCAUAAAGAAUGUGCUGUCUCUGCCAAUCGUCAACAAGAAGGAAGAGAUUGUGGGCGUGGCCACGUUCUACAACAGGAAGGAUGGGAGGCCCUUUGAUGAACAGGAUGAACAGCUCAUGGAGGCCUUGACCCAGUUCUUGGGCUGGUCAGCUCUCAACACUGACACCUACGACAAGAUGUUCCGUCUGGAACAGAGAAAGAACAUCGCCCAGGACAUGGUGCUGUACCACGUCAAGUGUCGUGACGAUGAGAUCCAGAACAUCCUGAAAACCAGAGAGGUGUUUGACAGAGAACCCUGCGAUUGUGAGGAGGAGGAGCUGCAGCAGAUUCUGAAAAAAGAGCUGGUGGAUGCUAAGAAGUUUGAGAUCUACGAGUUCCACUUCUCUGACUUCAAAUGCACGGAGAUGGAGCUGGUUAAGUGUGGCAUCCAGAUGUACUAUGAGGUUGGCGUGGUGAAGAAGUUCCAGAUUCCUCAGGCGGUGUUGGUGCGCUUCAUGUACUCUGUCAGUAAAGGCUACAGGAAGAUCACCUACCACAACUGGCGCCAUGGCUUCAACGUGGGCCAGACCAUGUUCACCCUGCUCACGACAGGCAAGUUGAAAAGGUACUACACAGAUCUAGAGGUCAUGGCCAUGAUCACAGCAGGCUUCCUUCACGAUAUCGACCACAGAGGAACAAACAACCUCUAUCAGCUUAAAUCUGGCAACCCGCUGGCCAAGCUUCAUGGAUCUUCCAUCAUGGAAAGGCAUCACCUGGAGUUCGGCAAAUUCCUGCUAGAAGACGAGACGUUAAACAUCUACCAGAAUCUGAACCGACGGCAGGUGGAACACGUCAUACACCUCAUGGACAUUGCCAUCAUUGCCACCGACUUGGCGCUUUACUUCAAAAAGAGGACGAUGUUCCAGAAGAUUGUGGACCUGUCCGAGACGUAUGAGGAAGAGAAGAAGUGGGUGGACUUCAUGUCUCUGGAGACCACCAGGAAAGAGAUUGUCAUGGCAAUGAUGAUGACAGCCUGUGACUUGUCAGCCAUUACCAAACCCUGGGAAGUUCAGAGCCAGGUGGCCUUGUUAGUAGCUGCCGAGUUCUGGGAGCAGGGUGACUUGGAGCGCACUGUUCUAGAGCAACAACCCAUUCCUAUGAUGGACAGGAACAAAGCAGCAGACCUCCCUAAGCUGCAGUGUGGCUUCAUUGAUUUCGUCUGCACGUUCGUCUACAAGGAGUUCUCUCGCUUCCACCCGACCAUCCAGCCCAUGCUGGACGGCAUCCUGAACAACAGGAAGGAGUGGAAAGCCCGGCAGGAGGAGUACGAGGCCGGCCUGAAGAUCCUGGAGGAGGAGAAGGCUGCUCGGGAAGAGGCUAACGCCAAGAAAGGUACCUGGUCUGACACAGUCUAGUACUAAGACUACAGACUAGUCUGACACACUACACUACCAUUACCUGGUACUAAGACUACAGACUAGUCUGACACACUACACUACCAUUACCUGGUAAUAAGACUACAGACUAGUCUGACACACACUACUGGCAUUACCUGGUACUAAGACUACAGUCUACUACUAACACUGGUACACUGCACUAAUACUGCAGUCUAGCACGAAUACUACAGUCUAGUGUAGUCUGGGGUGGCAUGUGUUGCAUGUGCGUCCUUCAUCUUGUUGUGUGUGUGGUCCUGGUGCAGCUUCCGGGAACAACCCCAGCGGAGGCUCUGGGGCCAAGACGUGCUCCGUGUGCUAGAGCACCGCACGCUCCGGAGGUAGGUGACUCCAGGAUGACAUCAUCACAACCACACCACCUCACAGCCGCGGCCGCAGCCAGCACACACCCCGGGACAGCGCCACCUACAGUCACCAGCAUGAAACUGCAGCCUGGGAGCAGGGGAGGGAGGGAGGGAGAAGGAGAGAGAGAGAGGAGUGGGGGAGGGCCAGAAAGGGGAAGAGGAAGCACAGCAAGCAUCCUGCCUUGCCCCAAAAGGACACUCAUUGGCUAAAUCCAAAUUCUAGAACCAUUCACCCUCCUCUCUGGGUCCUGGCGGCGUCUCCUGGAAGGAUUGCAGAAGGCGUGUGUCUGGUGGAGUCACGUCUGUAUACCAUGUCUACCACCAUUACCUUCUAGAACUUUCCAAGUAGGCCACUGACUUUCCUCAGAGGACCCAACUUCUAACAUCUGUGUGUGUCUGUGUGUGUCUGUAUGUGUGUCAUUGUGAAUAUCUAUAUAUGACUGUGUGUGUGUCUGUAUGUUUUAGAGAAUAUGUUUAGUAUAGGAUUCUAACAUCAGUAGGACUUUGGUAUGGUGACUCUUCCUGAAGUGAACGUUAGAAAAGACAUUGUUACACACCUUGAUUUUAUGCUGUUGUAAUGUGUGUGACAUGGAUUAAGAAGUCUAACAUAUCUCUAGCAUAGCUACAAUGUAUUCUUGUUCCAGAUGGUGAUUGGAGCUAUGGUCACCAGUUCAAUGUUGAUGUUCCAACACCAGUGACCUACACUGAUGUUGUUCGUUCCCUCCUUCCAGUCACACAUUAUUUACAUGAGAGAAAGUGUUAACUGUAGCUCUCAACACUCAGGUAUAGGGAUGCUGCAGGGACUGUGGAUUACUGUAGGUACUGCUCUGGUCUAGUGUCUGUCUGUCUGCCAGCCUGUCUGUUUAUCUGUCUGUCUGGUUUAGUGGGUGCAUAAUAUGGAGUCCUAGUACAG
Osmerus eperlanus (European smelt) is the source of this 3982-nucleotide messenger RNA. It is a transcript of the gene pde6b, whose product is annotated as phosphodiesterase 6B, cGMP-specific, rod, beta. Gene Ontology annotation, molecular function: protein binding; 3',5'-cyclic-nucleotide phosphodiesterase activity. Gene Ontology annotation, cellular component: photoreceptor outer segment membrane. NCBI's taxonomy places the organism in Eukaryota, Metazoa, Chordata, Actinopteri, Osmeriformes, Osmeridae. The record is from RefSeq and is a predicted model, not a curated record. Gene Ontology annotation, biological process: signal transduction; retina development in camera-type eye. The transcript has 21 exons. Bases 155 to 2686 code for a protein of 843 amino acids.